This is a messenger RNA of Didymosphaeria variabile, 2253 nucleotides long. RefSeq lists its product as uncharacterized. Bases 1 to 2253 code for a protein of 750 amino acids. The transcript has 3 exons. The record is from RefSeq and is a predicted model, not a curated record. Lineage: Eukaryota; Fungi; Ascomycota; Dothideomycetes; Pleosporales; Didymosphaeriaceae.
AUGGCGGGCAUAGCCAUCUCUGACGUGGUUCGCGGCGCUGAGCUUGCCUGGCAAAUCUAUCAGAUAGGUUGGGGUCAACAAUCGGGCCACCAAUAUGAGGAUUUUGGUAAAGACAUCCGCUGCCUCUCAGAUAACCUGAACAACAUCCGUCGCGUCGUGGAGAACGCCACAGAUACGUGGGCCCGCAACUCCAGAGGAUCCGCUGGAUCCAGGCACUGGGACCUCUCAUCGUUAGACGAGAUCAUCGGUGAUUACCAUGCGACACUCAAAGACUGCAAACAAUUGCUGGAGGAAAAUCGCGAGUUUCGGACGGCGAGGAACUUCGCAUAUAAUAUAGAAUGGACGUUGAUGAUCCAGCCGAAGGUGACACAUCUGCGAAAGCGACUCGACGCUCAUAACUCCAAGAUCGCAAUACUGCUGAAACCUCUGGAGCUCAAUCUGCUAUCCGAGAUACAUCACGAUCUGGCUGCGCGCAUCGAUGCUGUUCAUCAAAGCGUUCUCCAUCUUCAUGGCUUGCUUAUCCCGGAUGUCGUGCAAGCGAUUUCGGACAAAGGUAGCAUUGGCAUGCUACUGCAGAUUCCUCCAGAGAUAGAAAGCCGCUUUCGAACUGCAGCAGGGAAUGCUUAUCUUGACGCUUCCAGCCCGGUCUCCUUCCCUCUUCGAGCUGGAGCCGACGCUUUAGUGACACAUCUCGAGGAAAGCACCAAGAAUUUCAACCCUGGCCGCUUCUUGAAUGAACGCAGUCCUUCGGCAAAACAAUACCUCAACCUCCUCAAAUGUAUUUGGAUAGCGGAACGCCUUGAGGGAAGCGGUGAGCUGGCAGCCGUGACCAAAGACUCCCAGUGGCCUGGAUAUAUCGCGCAAUUGAAGGAAGAGGUAUCAACUCAAUGUCAACGAUUCAACACACAGGGCCCAGAAAGAUUGCUUCUGCCCAAUAUGAACGAGAUCCAGGGCCCUGACGAUUACUCUGUCUGGGUCGACGAGAGUAUUGCGACGCUGAUAUCUCCACACGUGCAAGAGCAGCUUGAAGAGGUCUUGAAGAUUCCCCUUCCUUGUCCACAGGACACUCAACGGCACAUUACUGUGUACAAAAUCGAUUCAACGCGAUAUCGGCUAGUGGAAGCGAUCACAGAGAACCGCGGGCAAGUGGGAAGACCACGCAGCCAGGAAUUCAGCAUGGAGAUCGAUUUGAGAACAUUGAGUCUCACUCCUCUCUACGCCACUCCAAGCUCCCAAUUGAAGGCCCCAGAAGUGCUCAUACACUCUGGAAGUACUCAGACGAACCCGACCUUUCCGAGCACGAAACAUGUAUACCAGCUUCAACAUCUCCUGACAGGCUACAAGGUGUACGAACGUUAUGAUCAAGCCAUGAUCAAGGUUCAGUUUGUAAUAUCUGGACAAUCAGACCCGCUUGAAGAACAUGGACGUAUACAAUUGUGGAUGCCAAAACCAUACCAAUUGUCGUCAAUGAACAACUCUCCAAGCGCAUCAGAGACCCAAAGUAUGGCCAACAACACUGAUGUGUCUCUUCACACAGUCGAUCCGCGUAGCUCAAAACGAGAUAUAAGGAAAGACGACACAAUCAGGCAUUCUUUCCCGACCAAUACCGUUUCUAGUCCCUUGAGUCCAACGUUUAGCAACACCUAUUCCUCACUGUCCGGCCCCAGUCGACGGAGUGUCAAUUCUACACCAUCACCAAGCUCGAUCUACAGCAGACCAACCAACAACCCCACACCAAGCCCAAGCUCGAUCUACAGUAGCUUCAAAUCCAGUAUCUACUCGAAGAACCGAACCGCAAGCAUCAUGACCAGCGCUACGAGUCUAUCCAAACGAACAGCCAGCUCCGUCUCUACAAUCAGCACCGGCAAAGGAAAAGCGCGUCUACACGAGAAACCAACGAAGCCUCUCCUCGUCAUCUUCCUCAAAAGCAAGGACGCCACCGCCAAGCUCGCUCUUGUCGCCAUCGAACUCGACGACAUAACUAGCAUUAUGCAAGAACGCUGCAACUGCCGAACUGCAAAGAGCAAAUGCACCGUCAGCUGCAUCGAGCGUGCAAAAGGCUCGCUACUCGCCCAGCGCUGGAACGCAGACCGCGGGCUCUCGAGCUGGAACGUUGCCGCGUUGGGCAUGGAGCAGAGGACGUCGCCUUCAGAUGCAGACUGGCACAACAUUACACGUAUAUCGCUCAGGUUUCAGAGCAUGGAAGGUCUGUUUGUUGUCCCGUCGUUCAUUGUGUCGUGUCUCGAACGCUGA